CUCAGGACAAAUAAAAAGCUGGUUUCGUCACAAGAAUGGAACACCAAGGCAGGGUAGUGUAACGACACUAAGCCGAGGAAUGCUAAAAAUUGAUAAGGAAGUGUUUAACAACCCUCAUCAUUCACUGGAAGGCUUAGAUGAAUACUCCCACAUCUGGAUUUUCUUCAUCUUCAACAAAAAUGGUGAAACUAAGGAUGGAAAUCAUGUAAAGUCCAAGGUUGCACCUCCGAGGCUGAAUGGGAAACGGAUUGGUGUUUUUGCCACUAGAUCUCCUCACCGUCCCAAUCCUUUAGGCCUAACAUUAGCGCAUGUAGAAUAUAUUGAAGAUGACUGCAUUUACUUGUCAGGUUUGGAUAUCUUGGAUGGAACACCAGUGGUGGAUAUUAAACCUUACAUUCCUGAGUAUGAUUGUCCACAGCCUGAAGUGCAUUGUGAUAGCCCAUCUUCCUCUGACUAUGAAGUAAACAAGCAUGCUAAAGUCAUAAACAAUGAUACAUUUAGUAUUCAGUGUUUCAAUUCAGACACUGAUGUUCAGAGGGUGAGCAAAACUAAUUUGGAAAUGAAACUACCAGUCAAUGAAAGAAAAAGCGGAAACAAAGAAUGUGUCUCCCGUGAAAAAGAAAGUGUGAUGAGAAGACACAUUGAUGUGAAGAAUUAUCAGCAAGUAAGAACAGCAGAAUGGCUUCACAUUGUACAUUCAUCAUCAUUACAAGUAAUAUAUAAUCCCAUUGCAGCAGAUGAAAUCAAGAGAUUUUCAGCAACUACAGAAGAUGAGCCUUACAGACUUGAGUUCCUCAGAAACGAAAAGGAGUUGAAAAAUGCAAUUAGUGGUGUUCUCAGUGAGGAUCCGAGAUCAGUUUAUCGACGGAAAAAGUGCUCGUCUUUGCUUUAUUAUUUGACAGUGGACACAGCCCAUGUGACAGCUUGGUUUGAUGAUACAACUGUGGAAGUGCUGCGUGUGAGACCAGUCAAAAUAUAGCUGUGAUGGAAGAAAACUGUGGUAUGUGAUUUAUAAAACACAAUCUAUUUUUGUCUUGCCAGAUGAGCCAUUGAAAACUGUAAACAUCAUUAAUAAAUAUUGACAUUACAAAAUCAUGUUUGCACUCUUGGAUGCACUGUAGCUAAUUAAUGUAUUGAUAACUAUAAUACUGUUGCGCGCAAGUUCAAUAAACAAAAAGUAUUCAGUGAGAUAUUUUUUGUAAUUUAAAAGGGUUGCAAAAAUUGACAUUUUUAAAACAGUAUUACUUGGAAGAAAGUUUUGCAUAUUUGGUGAAUAAUAAAAAAUACAUACAGUUUUUAUAAAAUUACUUUCAUUACAGAAUAUCUUUUGACUAGAUUAUUUUGGAGAGAUUGUGGAAAAUACUUGAAAGAGAAAAAAAUAUGUGUAUAUGAAUAUGAAUGAGUAUGAAUGAAAGAUCAACAGCAUAGUCAACAUAAUACUUUGCAAAUGUUUUCUGCACCUAGUGGCACCAUGCUACAUGGAGUUACCAAGAACUGCUUUUGCUGUCCUGGAGCUGGUAGUCAGUAUAAGGUAAUUAUGUCAAUAAUCUUUAUACUUUUUAACACGUUAUCAAAAUUGUGAAAGUCAGUCCAAGAAUCACACCACUUCCGUACAAAUGCAGUAAAUAUGGCAAUCAGGAAAAUUUAAUAUUUUCUCUUUUACAGCAUAAACUUGACAGUCAUUUUCCAAUGCAUUUUUCCCUCAUACACACCUCUUCAUUAAUUCAACGCAUCUGUGCUACUAUUAGAACCCUAUUCAGUCUUGUUAGUUCCUUUGCAUUGUAUAUGUUUUGGUAAGUACAGUUGUGAGUGCCAGUGAUGUGAUCUAGUUAUGAGAGUGCAUCAUGAUUUCCCUUCUCGAUUAAUGGUUAAUAGUUAAAUGAAAUAAAUGUGCUGGACAGCAAAAUUACAUAGCACUGCCUUUCUAGAUUACAUUAGGCUGAUUGUAAAACUGUGUUGAAGUUACCUCCUAAAGCUGUUUUUUUUCCUAGUUAUACAGAGAAAUUAUAAUAAAUUCAGCACUACCACACAAACAAUAAACUAUA
Molecule: messenger RNA, 2045 nt
Organism: Penaeus monodon (black tiger shrimp)
Lineage: Eukaryota; Metazoa; Arthropoda; Malacostraca; Decapoda; Penaeidae
Product: tRNA (adenine(37)-N6)-methyltransferase-like
Exons: 4
Coding region: 80-979 (299 amino acids)
Source: RefSeq, a predicted model, not a curated record